AUGUCUACCAUUCAAACAAUCAAGACCCAGUACACGUCUGUCGAGGGCAUCAAGGUCGCCUAUCGCCACUUCGGAAAGCCAAGUGCUGUUCCGCUGCUCUUCGCGAACCACCUGCGUGGGUCCAUGGACACGCUGGACCCCCUCCUCUUCAAUACUAUUGCCAAUAACCGAGAAGUCCUCAUCUUCGAUAACUUUGGUAUCGGCCACAGCGAUGGCGAAGUCCCCCAGACUAUUGCCCGCAUGGCCGAGAUUGCCGCCAAGUUCCUAGCUGCCAUCAAGGUCGACAAGGCCGACGUCAUGGGCUUCUCAAUGGGAGGUGGUGUGGCCCAGGUCCUCGCCUGGGACUACCCGCACCUGGUUCGCAAGUUGAUCCUCGCCGGCACCCAGUCUGCUAUCGGUGAAGGUGUCGUCCUGCCACCGCGGGAUGUGCUAGAGAGUGCGGGAGCCGACAGUGACCAGCCCCCUACUAAGAAGGAUAUGCUUUACCUCUUCUUCUACCCCUCCGAUACUAGUUUGGCGCUUGGUCAGAACUGGUGGGACCGGAUUCACGAGCGCAAUAUUGAGGGAGAAGGGCGCAGAGGGUACCUUACCGGGCAGGGAGCGCAGUCGCAACUGUCGGCCAUCUUCUCCCAAACCAUCGACGAGAAGAACUUUGAGCGCCUCAAGGAUAUCAAGGCGCCAACGUUGGUAACCAACGGGCACGAUGAUAUCAUGUCCCCGACGCCUAAUAGCUUUGUACUCCAGCAACAGAUUGCCAACGCCCAGCUGAUUAUAUAUCCCGACUCAGGCCAUGGCCAUCUGUUCCAGGUGCCUGAGUUAUAUGCCCAGCACCUUGAGCUAUUCCUCGGAGAUCCCCAGGCGGCCUGA
Molecule: messenger RNA, 867 nt
Organism: Fusarium keratoplasticum
Lineage: Eukaryota; Fungi; Ascomycota; Sordariomycetes; Hypocreales; Nectriaceae
Product: AB hydrolase-1 domain-containing protein
Exons: 1
Coding region: 1-867 (288 amino acids)
Source: RefSeq, a predicted model, not a curated record